Juglans microcarpa x Juglans regia is the source of this 732-nucleotide messenger RNA. Its product is annotated as mitochondrial import inner membrane translocase subunit PAM16 like 2. The transcript is spliced from 4 exons. NCBI's taxonomy places the organism in Eukaryota, Viridiplantae, Streptophyta, Magnoliopsida, Fagales, Juglandaceae. The record is from RefSeq and is a predicted model, not a curated record. The coding region runs from base 202 to 552 and encodes 116 amino acids. Gene Ontology annotation, biological process: protein import into mitochondrial matrix. Gene Ontology annotation, cellular component: TIM23 mitochondrial import inner membrane translocase complex.
AACUAUUGGACAAGCACAGGUCUCUGUUCUGUCUCUCUCUCUCUCGUUCGCUCGCUCUCGCUUCGCUCUGGGGUCCAUUCCUUUCCUUCCGGCGAAGCCCUACGAGAAGCUCCCGCUGGAAAAAUUUCUUCCUUCGACCAAGCGAAAUCCUAAUCUCUUCAGCCGAGCUCCCAAGAGGGAUCGAUUCCAUACUUUAAGGCCAUGGCUGCAAAGAUUCUUGCUAACUUAAUAGUGAUGGGCUCAGGUAUAUUGGCGAGGGCUGUCGUUCAGGCAUACCGUCAAGCACUUGCCAAUGCCUCAAAAUCUGGUGUUGCCCAAGAAACAUUACAAAACAGUGUCCGUAGAGCAAGCAAAGCAAUGACAGAGCAAGAAGCUAGGCAGAUUCUUGGUGUCUCUGAGCAAACUGCUUGGGAGGAGAUUUUGAAGAAAUACGACACUUUGUUUGAGAGGAAUGCCAAGAAUGGGAGCUUUUACCUACAGUCGAAGGUUCAUAGAGCCAAGGAAUGUCUAGAGUCUGUGUAUCGAGAUAAAGGUCAGGGUACCCCUAGUUGAAAACUUGGUGGAGGUCUCUUUGCAUAUAGUAUACCUUGCCCCUUUAUGACUUUUUUUUUUUCUAAAAAAAAAAAAAAAAAAACCUGUCCUUGCCCCUUUUACUGUAUAAUUAACAUUAUAGUCUUAUGGAUGGCCUGAAUAUUGUACCCAUGAGUUGCAAAGUGGUAGUCUUAUAGUCAA